Cercospora beticola is the source of this 1159-nucleotide messenger RNA. The record is from RefSeq and is a predicted model, not a curated record. NCBI's taxonomy places the organism in Eukaryota, Fungi, Ascomycota, Dothideomycetes, Mycosphaerellales, Mycosphaerellaceae.
CAAUAUUCACCACGUCUUCACUUUACGAAGUGGCGUCUCGAAAUUACGAUUCAGAUCUCACAAGCAGCCUCACGUGGAAUAGCCUCAGAAACUUCAUCAGCGAACCCAACAUGCGAUCCAGAAAAGUCUUAUCCCGACCGCUCCGGCGAGAAGUAAAUGUCGACACUUACGAGGCACAACCUGAGUGUCGACUUCUUCAGCUACCCGCAGAGCUUCGCACGACCAUCUACGAAUUAGCCCUCACAUCCAAAUCGGGAAGCAUAACAAUCGACUUCUCCAACCCGCCUCCCAAAUUCUCCGGCAGCAAGCUUCUUUCCGACAUCAUCAAGUCUUCAGCUUUAACUCGAGCAUGCAAGCAAAUCCGACAGGAAACUCGAGGCAUGCUUCAAACCUUGAACACCGUGAGAUUUCAUCUCCCACUUUGGCCUCAAAACGGAUCUGUCACGAGACUGGAUGGCCCCACGAUGCAUCAUCUUGAAGAAGCUUUAUCACCCAGACGAACGUCGUCAACUUCUCAAUCAUCUUUCCCUGCAUGGAAAGCGAUGGAAGUCGAUCUUGGCAGACUUCCGAUCCUCAGAUUCGAGCCGGCCUUCCGAGGAUGGUAUAAUGGGGAGCAAGCGCUGAGUCGACUUCGAGGCACCUUUCCUGGCAUGACUUUGAGACUUGAAGUUUGGAAUGCUGAGACGGAUCGUGCGACAGUCAUAAGAAUGCGUAUGACAGGCGUUGAAGAUAUUGCGAGCAGCUUGGAGGAAGCGAAGUCAAGCGGUCAGCUUCCAGAGAGAGAUUUUGCUUGCUUGAAGGAUUUGAUGGAGUUGGAACGGAUCAGGAGAGUAGUUGUUGGUGCGAGAGACUGAACUUGACUCUCUUCUUUGACUUGCAGUGGUACCUGAGGCAGCAGUGUUUGCUUGCCCGCACGCGUCUGGCUCGCGUCAGUUGCGAAGUGACAAACGGCACUGCCGCACACACCUUUCUCAAUUUUGACCCACCCAGCUCUCUUCAAAACAACAUUGCCCACUGCGUGAGGUGGUUAUCAAGACCGCCAUGAGGUCCGAUUGAACAACAAGCACUACAUCAACCGCUUCACGAUCCGAAGGUGCGCUUUCUUCCAACGCGAAGGCACAGCCGCGGCUCUUGCUGACUCUUUUGCCGCCCCCAGUUU